Molecule: messenger RNA, 1266 nt
Organism: Manacus vitellinus (golden-collared manakin)
Lineage: Eukaryota; Metazoa; Chordata; Aves; Passeriformes; Pipridae
Gene: ELAC1
Product: elaC ribonuclease Z 1
Exons: 3
Coding region: 41-1159 (372 amino acids)
Cellular component (GO): nucleus
Molecular function (GO): 3'-tRNA processing endoribonuclease activity
Source: RefSeq, a predicted model, not a curated record
CAAAAAUCUCUCUUCCAGGCGCCACAGCAGCACCCCCAGGAUGUCCAUGGAGAUAACUUUCCUGGGCACGGGCUCGGCAUACCCCUCUCCCACCAGAGGGGCGUCGGCGCUGGUGCUUCGCCGGGAAGGGGAGUGCUGGCUCUUCGACUGCGGGGAGGGGACCCAGACACAGCUCAUGAGGAGCCACCUCAGGGCAGGCAGAAUCACCAAGAUUUUCAUAACCCACCUCCACGGCGACCACUUUUUCGGGCUCCCCGGCCUGCUGUGCACGCUCAGCCUGCAGAGCAGCCCCGACCCAAACAAGCCACCCGUGGAUAUUUACGGGCCCUUAGGGCUGAGGAGCUUCCUGUGGCGGAGCCUGGAGCUGUCCCACUCCCAGCUCCUCUUUCCCUACGCCGUCCACGAGCUGGUGCCCACGCGGGACCAGUGCCCCGAGGAGGAGUUCAGGGACUUCUCGCACUUGGACGGGGGUGAGGUUCCCCCCCAGGGCCCUGGAGGGAGAGUACUGCGCCUGGACCCGGGAGAGGGCUCCUACUUGCUGGAGGAGGACGAGCAGCUGGUGCUGAGGGCGUUCCGCCUCUUUCACCGCGUCCCUUCCUUCGGCUUCGUGCUGGAGGAGAAGCCCCGGCCUGGGAGGCUCAACGUGCAGAAACUGAAAGACCUUGGGGUUCAGCCGGGCCCUCUGUACGGGAAGCUGAAGGGCGGGGCCGCAGUCGUGCUGGAAAGCGGAGCGAGGAUCUGUCCCUGGGAGGUGCUGGAAGAGCCCGUUCCCGGCAGGAAGGUGUGCAUCCUGGGGGACUGCUCGGGGGCGCCGGGGGACGAGGCCGCGCGGCUGUGCCGCGACGCCGACGUGCUGGUGCACGAGGCCACGCUGGACGACAGCCAGCAGGAGAAGGCCAGGGAGCACGGGCACAGCACCCCGGGGAUGGCGGCGGGUUUUGCCAGGCUGUGCCGGGCCAGGAGGCUGGUUUUGACCCACUUCAGCCAGAGGUACAGGCCGGCCGGCCAGGCAGGGGAGGGGGACGCGGAGGUGGCCGAGCUGAGGAGGCAGGCGGAGUCCGUGCUGGGGGGACAGGAGGUGACGCUGGCUGAGGACUUCAUGACCGUAGAGAUUCCCAUGAAGAAGGGAAGAACAGCGGCGCUGGCCAGCCCUGAGUGAAGGCACAGAGCCGGGGUGGUGUUGGACAGCGCUUAAAAAUAACUGUUGGGGGCCUGGUGAGCAAAUUCUCUUCCCCCGGAGCGCAGGGAGAUCGGUUCAGAGCGCCG